CGACGCGGCUGCUUGCUCCCCUCAGCGAUGAAGUGCUUUGGUGUACAGCCCAAGGAAAGCUAAUACGGUUUGGGAAAGCUGCAGGAGGUGAGAAAGCGCCUUUUUCUUCUGCGCGUCUGCGAUCCUCCUAACGACCAGCCUCGUGGAAGUGGCACGUCGGGCGUAGAUGCGAACACUCUUUGAAAAGGCGGUGUCAGAUUAAGGGCUUCCCUGCAGGGAUAGCGAUCCUCCCAGAUUUCUGUGAAUGAAGAUUGUCUUCACUUUUCUGUUUUAAAAACCGUGUCUGGUCCAAAAUGUCCUUUCCCUUCUGCCAGCUUAUGUGAGAAGACUCUACAACUACCUGAGUGUCUGAAUUUGUAGUUUUACCAAAGAAACAUCUUGGAGAUUCAUCUCAUUCCCAAGAUCAUAGUAUUUAGUAUUUAGAGUUAUCCUCCUUCUUCUAAGUUAUAUUUUGGAAAUCAAAAUGAAAACUUUCUGCAGAAUUUUAGAACAACUAUAUAAGAAGAUACUUCUUGGAGCUUCACUUGAAAAUGACAGUCUUGAUUACACCUUAUAUCUCAAUCCAACCUUUCCAAAUCAGGAUUUCCCUACGGUGACCUCCCCAAUGUGGUCAAAUACUCAUGUUGUCUGGAGCACUCAGAAGCCAUGCUCUUUCAAUUUGGCUCUCAUUUCUGUAGCACCAGAGUGUUUGAAGAGACCCUCUUCUCUGAGUAGUGCCCGAGAAGUAAUGCUGCUUCAAUUAACAGUGAUCAAAAUGAUGAUAACCAGAAUAUUAUGCAUUAAAACUGAGUUGCAUGUAAAGGAGCAAUACAAAAUAAUUAUAAAAAAUCUUUUAGAAUCAUCUGACGUGGAUUCUAAAUUGAUCUGUGUAUUCCAAAAUUCAGAUAAACUCUUAUCUCACAUGGCUGCAGAGUGCCUUGCACUGCUUCUACAUUUCCAACUACGUGAGAAGAUGACAUUAAGCAGUUCCUGGAUUACUUUUUGCCAAAAAACCCUUUCUGAAUACAUUGAGAGUGAUAAGGUAGUAUACUGCCUCCAGACUCUUAUAAUUGUAAUAAAAGAAAUCUUGAAAGAUACAUUUUCACAAAAAACAGAAAUUCUAAAGCAGUUCCUGGCUCCUUUUGAUACUACUUUUGGAAUGUUUUAUUAUUCCAUAUUUUCUCCGUGUUUUGAAAAAUGCCAAGAGAGUUCUAAAAUAAUAAACAGCUUGAUGUGUUUCCUGGAGUUUCUUGAACUUCUUGUAUCCUCCAGAAUCUACCUGCAGUUACAUUUCACUUGCCAGAGGAUUUUCUUUCUGAGCCCUUCUUGUGUGCUGGCUGUUCUUACCUGGCCCGCUCCAGCUUUUGUCAAAAGGAAGUUGAUCAUAUUUAUGAAAAAGUGCUUUCUCUGUAAAGUAGGUGAAGACCUCUUUCGUGGAUGUGUUCCUGUACUCAGGCCACAAGAUGAGCUUUUAGAUAUGGACAUGUUGGCUCUAGCAAAUGCUGUUUUGGAUGCUGUGAAAAUAGGGUGGUUGAGAACAUUGCCUAUUCUUGAAAAAUCUUCCUGCUUUGGAGGCGACAACAUUCAGCCAGGAUGUGAAAGUAACCGUAGUCCAGAUCAUGUGAUCCUUAGAGCAGCAUCUUUAGUUUUAAUUAAAUCCUUGGAACUCAAGUUUCAAAGUUGUACUUCACUAAGUGAAAUACAAGUUGAUUUACAGAGAUUCAUGUCUGAGUUACUGACCUUCUUAACGCAUCAUCUUCAACCUUCUCUGCGGUUACAUAGUCCAUGUGAGUGGCUGUCUAGGGUGUUUAUAGAACAGGAUGAUGACAUGCUAGAAGCUGCCAAGGGAACUCUGGGCCUCUACCUAAAGUUGACCAGAGACUGUUGUGAAGCUUCUGGAUGCACAGCCCAAGAAAAGGAAAUGUGGAAUCGUCACACACAUGAAUGUGGCUAUAAUCCUCACUGUAUUUUCUUGUUCUUUUUAAAAAAUGUAGGAUUUGAUUCUACAUUUCUUCUGGAUUUUUUGAUUUCAUCAGAAACUUGUUUUCUUGAAUAUCUUGUUCAGUAUUUAAAAUUACUCCAAAGAGACUGGCAUACAUUUUUUACCAUUUGCAAGUGCUUUGAUGAAUCAAAAAAUGGCAUCAGUAGUGGCUGCAUUCUUUCACCUCUCCCAGAAAGAAGCACCAACCCAACAAAGUCACCUUACUGGAGUACUCUUGAAAGUCAGCUAGAUGCUCGUGCUUGGCUAUACUCAGAUUCUGAUGCUUCUUCUGCACCUUGGAAGAGGCAAUGUGAUGACCAGGCCAGGAUGUCCAAGGACACUCAUUCCAGGCUUUGUACUGCUAGUCUGUCGUCCUCUUGUGCUUCCCAAAGUUUGGUAGAUUAUGAUAGUUCUGAUGAUUCAGAGGUGGAAUCUACGGACCAUAGUUUGGCAAACAGUAAGCAGAUGUCUUCACACAAAGAAGCAGUGACGAUACAGGAGGCAACUGGAACAAAUAGCAGUAAUAAAGAGCUGGCUCUAGAACCUUGGUCAAGGCCUUUGGUUGUAAAAGAAUCUAAUUGUUCCUUCUCUGUUGAUUGCGACGUGUCCAUAAAUAGUAUUGUCUCUGAAGCAGGGAUAUUUUACAAAACAGUUAAGUGCUUUGAAGAGUUACAUAGUGGUAUUUACCGUUUGCAGAAGAAAAAUCUUUUCCCAUAUAAUCCAACAGCACUUUUAAAGUUGCUAAAAAAUAUUGAGAAAAUGUAUUAAGACUAUAAAGCCUUUGUAAAACAGCAUUUUACUUCCAAAAGUAAAUAUUUUCUCUUAAUGUGUAAUUAUGAAGAUGGAGCAGGGCCACGCAGAGUUGCAGAGUUUCGUUCUGUUGUGCAUAGGGUCACUGGGUCAGAACUGACUCUUGAUGGCAUCUGAUAACAAUCACCACUGCCAAGUGUAAUUUGUAUCUAAAUAAAGAUAAUGUUUUCUUGGAAAAUAACUCAAAGGUGUUCUUCAGUUUGUUAGUUUUUCCUGCAAAAAGACACAUCAAUAUUAGGUCACUUGCUACCAGUGUAUGCAACUUAAAAUUUAUGGUUAUUUAAGCUUACACAAAAUUGAGGAUGUCUGUUUCUACUGAAGAUGUUUAAAUGUGAUGUCAUAUUAAUAUCAUUGUUAUCUUUUAAAGGAGAGGCAGGAAAAUCAAGUUUUAGUGUGUUUAUUAGAUUUGUGUACUAUGAACAGCAAUGAUAUACUGGUAAUCUGUCAUUAAAGCAAACUGAAAUUCUA
Echinops telfairi (small Madagascar hedgehog) is the source of this 3238-nucleotide messenger RNA. RefSeq names its product lines homolog 1 (gene LINS1). The coding region runs from base 464 to 2728 and encodes 754 amino acids. NCBI's taxonomy places the organism in Eukaryota, Metazoa, Chordata, Mammalia, Afrosoricida, Tenrecidae. The record is from RefSeq and is a predicted model, not a curated record. The transcript has 8 exons.